Messenger RNA from Cherax quadricarinatus, 1550 nucleotides. NCBI's taxonomy places the organism in Eukaryota, Metazoa, Arthropoda, Malacostraca, Decapoda, Parastacidae. The record is from RefSeq and is a predicted model, not a curated record.
ACAGUUGCCAGUGUAUUGCUGGACUGGAGGACAUCUUGAUCGACACAGUUAUCCACUAAGAAGAAAUUCGUCAGUUUCAUUCAACACCAAGAUUGUUCCACACCCUAAACACCAGUCUCUAAUUAUCUGUGAGUUUUCUGCAUCUUGGAAAACACAGUUCUCAGUUCUCCCCAAAUUUGCAAGAACAAUGGAAAAUAAUUUUGAUUCAGAAAGAGAAAAUGUCAGUGAAGAGAAUGAAAAUAUUUUGGCUAGGAAGCAGAAAAGAGAGAGAGAGACUGACUCACAAGUGACAACCGGUAUGACUCCCCCACCCAAGAAGUCUCUACAAGAGAGCAGUAAUGUUUGCCAGCAGCCUGAAGAAGAAAUGGCAUCUCCAUCAGUGUCAUUAAACGCAAAACACGUCCAAGAAGAUAGAAUAGGCGGAAGUGCCAAUGGUGAUAAUGACCUGGGUACGAUGGGUCGCUCACAACACAAGGAGCUUGAGCCUUCAGAACUUGGCCAUACAGUGUUAGAAGAUAACGAACAUAUAUCUAAUAAAAAUAUAUCUAAACAGGAAUUGACAAAUAAAAGCACAUUAGAUUCUUGUUCCCCUGCCAGUGUGCGUAAAUAUUUUAAUAAGGGUGCUUUUGGAAUGCAGGGAUCAAAUUUGUCACUAAACAAGAGUUUGUCACUAGAUAGUCUUGACCAAGAUGUGUCUUUGACGGAAAGUUUAGACCAGGAUGUUUCCUUAGCAGAGAGUGGAAAUUUUUCAUCGGGCAUCUUUGAAACUGAGUGCGAGUCACUAAGUAAUCAGGUAUUUCCUGAUGAUGAUCUUGAGAAAUUUGAAGAAAGUGCAACUCCUAUUGAUUCUGGAAAAGUCCUAGAUAAAAUUGAAGAAUCUGUGCCCCCUUGUAAAAAAAGCAAAAAUAAACAGUCCAAAGAUGAGAAAAAGAAAAAGAAGAAACAGAAGAAAGCUGUAGAGAAUGCAGAUGGUGAUGCUAACAAGACCCUCAGACCGAACUUUUUCUUAGGAAUCCAGAUAACUAAUGCUGAUAUUCACCAGGCAAUCGUCAAGGUCCAGGAAGAAAUGUUAGCAUACGACAAAUCUCUGAUGAGGUCAUUUAUUGAUGCCGCUACAUCUCACCUCACUCUGCUGGUAGCUUACAUAGAUACUGAUGAGGCUCUCCAAAUUGCCCAGUCAGCACUGGAUGAGUGUGGCACCAAAUUAAUGGAUGUCAUGACUGAGAAGCCAGUUAGAUUGACAUUCUCUGGAGUGAGUCAUUUUUCUAACCAGGUGGUUUUUGGACAGUUAGUGGAGGAUGAGCAGUACCAGCGACUGAUGGACGUAGCUGAACACACUCGCACUGUGUUCUUGGAGAAGGGUGUGUGUAUGCCAGACACUCGAGAGCUGCAUCCUCACCUAACAAGCAAAUUAUCCAAGGCACCCAGAAUAAAAGGCAAGGUCAGUCACUUCUAAAGACUUUAAAAGAGAAAGAAUGUAUAUGAUGUGCAGGCAGGCCCCCACUUCACAGUGCUUUGCUUUCAGCGUUUCUCUGAUACAGUGGUACCUC